AUGCUGUCUGAAAUCGUUGUGGUAUUCUUCUUGUUGGCCUUGACUGCUUCUCAAGACUUUGAACUGAAAUACACCAAUAAAGAUGGAUGGGUUGAUCCAGGUGACAUGGUGAAUUAUGAUUCUACAACGCAAACCAUGAGACAAAAACAGCCUAAUUUGGACCAAUGUAACUGUGAUGAAUUGAAUCAAAAUUUAGCUGAGUCUGUGAAAGAGAAAGAAGGUCUGCAAAACUUGUUAUCCAGGUGUGAUCAAAGCAAGAGAGUAAUUGCUGCGAAGUGUAAACCAACCGCAUCGCAAUGCGAUUGCCAUGGUACCAGCUGCCCUGGAGUGAAAGAUGAUCUAAAUCAUUGUAAUACAGAGAAGGAACUUGCACAGAAGAUGAAUGACAUGUGUACUGUUGAUAAAGCCAGAAUUGAGAAGAAAUUUACGGAUUUUGAAAAAUUGACAAAAGAGUUAGAAAUGUGUGUGGCAAACAACAAGGAAACUGCACGUAGGUUGAGUAAAAGUUGUACUUGUGAUGACGGGAAAGCUGAGAAGAAGUAUGCAGGCUGUGAAGCACCACACUUAAAACAGUUCAUCAGAAAGCUUGUGACAGGAAUGAGAGGUUCUUUGGAUGCGGACGAUUUACGCUUUGAUUUCUACAUUGAACUAACUUCCAAUGAGCUGACAACGUUGAAGAAGUUUAUUGAUCAUGAUGACGGCAAUAUCCAUGAUGUCCGUGAUAUUCUAGUACAUAUGAUACAACAUAUACAACGUAGUGACCGGUCAUUCAAUGUAUAUCGGGUAUAUAUAGAAGAAAUGUUUAACACUCAGUUGGAGACGUUGCUGAUCUAUGUGGCUUUUGUAAGCACACUUGUUGCUUGUUGUUUUGCUGUGGUAACCAUGGAAAUAAGAACUAAUAUUAAUUGGUAUAGACAGAUCUUCAAAGCACUGGUGCUAUUAUUUUUCAUCAGUAUACCUUGGAAUUGGUUUCUUAUGUAUAAGAAAGAGGUUGCUAACAAACAAUCCACUGUAAUGAAGGAUAUACCAGAACACUGCAGAGCAGGUGAUAAGUCAGUGUUUGGUGCUAUGAUGUCAUUGUAUAGAUCAGCCUUCUCGUUUGAUUCCAAUCCAUGCGCCAUGUACCAUGAAGCAGUUUUGAUCGACCCACUAUGGGAAGUCGCACCAUCUCAGGCGAUUGCAGUGACAGUCAGCAAGUUUGUCUUCAAACCACUAGAGCUCUUUGGAGAAGCAUUUGGUAAAUUUUUCAACAGUUUUUUCAAGGAUCUACCGAUGCAUGUGUGGCCCAUCGCUACUGUUCUCCUUGUUCUAUUUGUGGUUAUAUUGCUCAUAAUGAUGUUUGGCUACAGCAUAAAGUUUCCAUUCCUUGGUGGAAUAGAAGCACCUGAUACUAGAUUAGUCAGAGAACAACGUCAAGCACUGGAAGACAAUAGAGCUAGGAUCACUGAGCGCGACCGUGAAAUAGAAAGACUUCAGCAACAACUACGAGCCAUAGAAGAACGGCAGUUAUUAGAAAUAGCUCCUCCCAUGGAGCGUCAAGCACUAGAAGACAAUAGAGCUAGGAUCACUGAGCGCGACCGUGAAAUAGAAAGACUUCAGCAACAACUACGAGCCAUAGAAGAACGGCGGUUAUUAGAAAUAGCUCCUCCCAAGGAGCGUCUAGAAGAAGUUGCCUCUUUCCUUCCUCCUCCAGCAGCAAAAGCAGAAAAAGACAGAGAUGUGCCAACAUCCAAACCAAUGGAGCCAGAAAAAAUGCCUGCUCUACCAAUACUGGAAAAAGAAAAAAAGAUUCCUCCUCAAAAGAUGGAGAAAGAAAAAGAAGUGCCUCUGAAAGAUGUGAAAGAAAAAGUGAUUGAAAAGAGAGACUCUGAGACAAAGCAGUUAGAAGCGGAAUCAACAAUGCCUGAUAUAUUAUGUGCAGAACGGAUUGCCAUGGUAACGCCAAUGACAUCAGAAGGAGAUGCUGCUGAGAUCAAAGUAACUGAUAAGUAUAGGGAGUUGACAGAAGAUCCAUCAAGUCAUUCUGAGUACCAAGUGAUAGUAGACAAAACCAAAGAUCCUAUGCAGGCAGAGAAUGUUAAGGCAAUAGAUGAUAGCAAUGCAGUUGCCAUGGCUUCUGGCGAUAGUAUGGAGCAAGCUGAUGUUACCAAGAAGACAGAUGAAGAGAGAGAUAAUGAGAUCAUUGCUGAACUGGAAACAGAGGCCAGCAAUAAAAGUGCGAAAGGAAAAAUUCUUUCACAGAUCAGUGAGACAGAGAUUGAGGAGUUGUCUACACUUGAUGCUGGUAUAAUUGCAGAAAGUAGUGACAUCAUCAGACCAGAUGCUGAAGUGGACAAUUUAUCAGACAGUGGCUCAGAUGAUUUUGUCGUUUUAAAGGAAGAACCAGAAGAAGAAAAAGAUUUAUUGUCAGCAAUUUAUCCUAUUCCUGAAAAUGUUGGUAAUGUGGGUCACGAUGAUAGUGUUAUAAGUCUAGAUUAG
Molecule: messenger RNA, 2478 nt
Organism: Saccoglossus kowalevskii
Lineage: Eukaryota; Metazoa; Hemichordata; Enteropneusta; Harrimaniidae
Cellular component (GO): membrane; endoplasmic reticulum
Molecular function (GO): chloride channel activity
Source: RefSeq, a predicted model, not a curated record